Molecule: messenger RNA, 357 nt
Organism: Candidula unifasciata
Lineage: Eukaryota; Metazoa; Mollusca; Gastropoda; Stylommatophora; Geomitridae
Source: the annotation of a GenBank genome assembly
CAUGUAGUCACAUUCUACGAACUGAACCCCACACCUUUCAACGUGAACUUCGAAUCUACAAGCCCUCCCAUCGUCAUAUUGAGCCCUAACUAUGGAAGAGGGAACUACCCCAACGAUGUCAACAACUUUACGCUGACUAUUCGCUCUAACAGCGAGCCAUUGGUCUUGGUCUUCUAUUUCAGGCAUUUCGAUUUGGAAUAUCAACGUGUCUGUGCCUUUGAUGACCUCAGUCUGCAAGGAAUAAAAUAUUGUGGUACCUGGGAGACCGGACGUAGUAUUCCGUUCUAUCUUCCCGAAUUUAGCUCUUUCGUCGUGACUUUCAAGACAGAUCACUCUGUUACCAGAUCUGGUUUUGAG